GAAGUAAAUACUAUCAAGAUGACGAGGGCAGGUAAAGGGAACCUCAAUGUUGUUGAGGAGUUAUACAGCCAGAUACCAGCAUUCACUGAUGUCUUCUCUGAAGACACAUUCUACAUAUUUGUUGUUUUCUUUGUUUUGUCAACAUUAAUGGUUGCCUUUAUUUUGUCUAAGUUCAUCACUAUCAAACCUGUAGAAUAGUAUGUAUAAAUAGGUAUUUAUUGUGUAUAAAAUUAUCUUAAAAGUUUAAAAUGUAUUCAAAUACAGCUAAAUAAAAAGUUUUUUUUUCUCAUUUCUGUAUUAAUAUAAUUCUGGCUCAACAAC
Trichoplusia ni (cabbage looper) is the source of this 321-nucleotide messenger RNA. RefSeq lists its product as uncharacterized. The record is from RefSeq and is a predicted model, not a curated record. Bases 19 to 198 code for a protein of 59 amino acids. NCBI's taxonomy places the organism in Eukaryota, Metazoa, Arthropoda, Insecta, Lepidoptera, Noctuidae. The transcript has a single exon.